UGUAUUAUUUUGCAACAGUAGUCAUUAUUCUAUCAAAAAAAAAAAUAAAAAGAGCAAUUUGUUACAAAUUUGGUGACCUCUAAAUUAUAAAUUAUUAAAAAUAUAUAAGAAAAUAUUAAUAUUUUUAGAAAAAAUAAUUAGUUUAGUAAAAAAUCGAGAAUUCAACGGCAAAACAAACUAAUAAAAAAUGUGGAAUAGAUAAACAAAUACAAAAACAAAUAUAAUAAAACAAUAAUAAUACAUCUGUGUCAACAUUCAAUACAUCAUUCUUAAAACUAGCCCAUUUUUUUUUUUUGGAUAAGAAGUCAAAAAAGAUCUUUUAUUUAACUCAAAUAACUAAAAAACCAAAGAAAUAUUAUUCAGUUUUAGAAAAUGUGUUUUCAUAUGAAAAAGUAUUUUUAAUUUUACUGCUAUCAUCAACUAAACAAAAAGAAACAAAUUUCGUUUAAUUAAAAAUUUAUUAAAAAAAGAUAAAAUAAAUUUACUUUGUUUACUAGAGAUUAGCCUAACUAAACUUUAAAAUUUUUUAUAAAACAAACACCUUCGAAAUCCUUUGUGCACCAUGGCUGUCAAUUGGCGUGAACUUUUUCCCACAAAACUUACAUUUCUUAUAUUUAUACUAUACAUGUCCUUGUUCAUAGGGCAGGGUAUAUUUGUUACGGCUUCACAAGAAUCAAACAAUUCCUAUAGCUAUAAUACGGUCACAGUUGUUCUGCUAACUGAAGUUUUAAAACUUAUCGUUUCCGCUACGCUUUACUGUCGAGAAAACAACUUGGUCUCAUUAGUAAAAGAUGUGCGAAAGGAUUCCAAUGUUAUGAUGCUAUAUUUUGUUCCAGCUUUUCUCUACUGCUUGUACAAUAACUUGGCAUUUGUUAAUUUAUCAACGUUUGAUCCAACAACAUAUUAUUUACUACUGCAACUGAGAGUGGUCAUAACGGGUAUACUAUUUCAAAUAAUCUUUAAAAAAUAUCUUUCACAACGUCAAUGGAUUUCCUUAGUCCUCCUUACAGCUGGAUGCAUGUUAAAACAAUUGAAUUUCAAUGGAAUCUAUAGUACAGCUGACGAUAGCAAGGAAGAUGCCGCGAAAUUAAUGACGAAAAAUCCACAACCAGCAGAAGAGGAGCAAGCAAAUGCUAUUAUGAGUGGAAAAAAUAUGAGUGGUUUUGAUUUCAGUAUUUCUGCCGUACUCAUUUUGGCACAAACAAUAUUUUCCUGUCUGGCUGGCGUCUAUAAUGAAUAUCUGCUAAAGGACAAAGGAUCCGAAGUGAAUAUAUUCGUACAGAACGUAUUUAUGUAUCUCGAUUCGAUUGUCUGCAAUGUGGUGAUAUUAUUAAUUAAGGGUGAAUUAUUUUCCGCUUUCACGGCUGAUAGUUUAACAGCUAUAUUUCGUUUUAAAGUCAUUAUCAUAAUUAUUAAUAAUGCUGCCAUUGGUAUUGUUACGAGUUUCUUUUUGAAAUACAUGAAUUCUAUUUUAAAAACAUUCGCAAGUGCUUUGGAAUUAAUGUUUACCGCUGUCCUCUGUUAUUUCCUCUUCUCUAUACCCAUUUAUAUAAAUACCGCAUUGGCUAUAGCUGUGGUCUCCUAUGCUAUAUAUUUGUAUUCUCAAAGUCCGGUGGUUAAUUUGGGUAAAGUGCGACCAUUAACCAGUUUAAGUGAGGCCAAUAGUAGUGCAACAAAUGCUUCAGCAUUGGAAAAACGUAAAUUUUUAGAUUCCGAGGGUGAAUCUGAGUUAGAAAUGGAUAUGGUGUAGUUUUUAUCGAUUAUAAUGUUUGUAGUGAAUAUGUACAAUGUGUAUUAAACUAGAAAUUUUUGUGUUAAUUUUAAAUAUUUUAUCAAAUUCCUAAUUUGUUAAUUAUAGUAAUUUAAUAUUGUAAAUGUUAAUUUUUUUCUCUCUCUUUUAAAUAAUAAAUAUUAAUUAUUUUUAAGAUAUC
Molecule: messenger RNA, 1931 nt
Organism: Lucilia cuprina (Australian sheep blowfly)
Lineage: Eukaryota; Metazoa; Arthropoda; Insecta; Diptera; Calliphoridae
Gene: senju
Product: UDP-galactose transporter senju
Exons: 4
Coding region: 563-1750 (395 amino acids)
Biological process (GO): pyrimidine nucleotide-sugar transmembrane transport
Cellular component (GO): Golgi membrane
Molecular function (GO): UDP-galactose transmembrane transporter activity
Source: RefSeq, a predicted model, not a curated record